AUGUCGUCGACGUCCGCACCGCUGCCAACCUCCACGACAUCCGGAGUACCAGAGCAACAUUCUUCCGGGAUUAUGGCCAAGGCCGAUACACCAAAGAACAGCCCGCCAAAGUCACAGAGCUCUAAGCAUGACUAUAAAGGCUUUGUAGCGGGAGUCUUCUCAGGAAUCGCCAAACUUAGUGGUAUAUUCGACACAAUCAAGGUACGCUUACAGACGAGCCAUGAUGGGCAUUUCCGGGGCCCAUUGGACUGCCUGCUACAAACAGUCCGCAAAGAGGGUGUUAGUGGGUUGUAUAAGGGAGCCACUCCGCCGCUGGUCGGUUGGAUGGUCAUGGACUCUGUCAUGCUGGGUUCCUUAACCUUAUAUCGCCGGCUAUUACUGGAAAACGUGUUUUCGAAACCAGAGAUUCGCGCAAGCAUGCCGUUCAUUGGCAAGCAGACGGAUCUUCACACGCUCCCUAGCUUCGGUCAUGGCAUUGCGGGCAUCAUGGCUGGAACGACUGUCAGUUUCAUUGCCGCACCGGUGGAGCACGUCAAGGCGCGUCUUCAGAUUCAGUACUCUGCAGAUAAAUCCAAGCGCCUGUAUAGUGGACCUAUAGAUUGCGUUCGCAAGAUGCUUCGCACACACGGCAUUGCCGGAUUAUAUCGUGGACUCUGCGCGACCAUGGUAUUUCGGUCGUUCUUUUUCUUCUGGUGGGGUUCCUACGACGUCCUUACUCGGUUGAUGAAGGAGAAGACCAGCCUGUCUGCCCCUGCCAUCAACUUCUGGGCCGGGGGGAUUUCCGCGCAAGUUUUCUGGAUCACGUCGUAUCCGUCCGAUGUGGUGAAGCAGCGCCUCAUGACGGACCCGAUGGGAGGCGCCCUGGGCGACGGGCAGCGCAGGUUCCAGUGGUGGAAGGAUGCUGCAGUGGCGGUCUAUCGGGAACGAGGGUGGAGGGGGUAUUGGCGAGGAUUUGUGCCAUGCUUCUUACGAGCAUUCCCGGCGAAUGCCAUGGCUUUGGUUGCAUUUGAGGGUCAAACGGCUACGAUGGCCGUCGCACGCUCGAUGCGUCGCACAAGCCCCAUUACGGUCUUCCUGGCUGCUCUGCUAGCUUUCGGAUUCCUUUGCUUUCUGCUCUCCCCUUCCUCGUCCGCCGCCGCCGCUCCUCCUGUCACCGAUUCCUCCUCGCAGCUACGACGAGAAGAUGCCGCCGAACAUCCCCUUUCUCCUCCGACGAAACCCUUCCUCAGAUCUCAAGCCGUUCGCGAAGAUGGCCUGAAAGCACCCCCGCCAGUGAUGCACUACAAUCUCAACGAGCUCAGCAGCACCAGCGAAUCCAUUAAGAAAGGGGAACGGGUGCUGAUUCUGACCCCAUUGGCCCGCUUCUACCAAGAAUUCUGGGACAAUGUAGUGAAACUGAGCUAUCCACAUGAGCUCAUCUCGAUUGGAUUCAUCGUCCCUAACACCAAGGACGGCCAUGUCGCGGUCACCGCGCUGGAGCAGGCAAUCAGCGAGACUCAGUCCGGUCCGAUUGACAGCCGCUUCGCCAGCAUCAGUAUCCUUCGCCAGGACUUCGACCCGCCCAUUCAAUCGCAGGACGAGAAAGAGCGCCACAAAAUGUCCAACCAGAAAGCACGUCGUGAGUCCAUGAGUCGCGCCCGCAACAGCCUCCUCUUCACCACCCUCGGUCCUAGCACCUCCUGGGUACUCUGGCUCGACUCCGACAUUGUCGAGACCCCAGCGACCCUUAUCCAAGAUCUGACUGCCCACAACCGACCUGUGAUUGUCCCGAACUGCUUCCAGCGCUACUAUAACAAGGAUGCCAAGAAGAUGGAUGUCCGCCCUUAUGACUUCAACUCGUGGAUCGACAGUUCGACCGCCGAACAGCUUGCGGAGACAAUGGGGCCGGACGAGAUCCUCCUCGAGGGAUACGCUGAGCUGCCCACCUACCGCACCCUGAUGGCCUACAUGGCAAAUACCGGGGCGCCCCGUCCUAGCCGCGAAAUCGAACUCGACGGCGUCGGUGGAACAGCACUCCUUGUCAAAGCGGAUGUGCAUCGUGACGGCGCCAUGUUUCCCGCCUUCCCAUUCUAUCACCUCGUCGAGACGGAGGGUUUCGCCAAGAUGGCGAAGCGUCUGGGAUAUUCCGUCUACGGCUUGCCUGAUUACUUUGUGUAUCACUAUAACGAGUGA
Messenger RNA from Aspergillus welwitschiae, 2172 nucleotides. Its product is annotated as mannosyltransferase complex subunit MNN9. Gene Ontology annotation, biological process: protein N-linked glycosylation; cell wall mannoprotein biosynthetic process. NCBI's taxonomy places the organism in Eukaryota, Fungi, Ascomycota, Eurotiomycetes, Eurotiales, Aspergillaceae. Gene Ontology annotation, molecular function: alpha-1,6-mannosyltransferase activity. Gene Ontology annotation, cellular component: mannan polymerase complex. The transcript is spliced from 6 exons. Bases 1 to 2172 code for a protein of 723 amino acids. The record is from RefSeq and is a predicted model, not a curated record.